GCCGGUUUAUUGGUUAGUCGGCGUGUGAGCUACAUAUCAAUAGAACAUUCCUAGCGUUUUACCUGUUACGCACCAAUCGUAAAUAUUAUUUGAUAAAUUAAAAUUCUCAUAAAUCCUAACAGUGCCACCGUAAAUUUUACAACUGUAUAAAUAAUAUGGAAUUCCUCCGAAAGAACAAAUAUUAAAUCGAUUAAAAUAAUGUUGUGAAAUGAUAUAGUGUUGUGAAAUCGACUAAAUUUUAGUGGUGUGCUGAUAUAAACAAAGUUUUAAAAUUGGAACUUAAUAGGUUUUAAAAAACAAAUAGGUAUUUUAUUUUGUGAUGGAAACUUGCAUCGUGUGCUGGAAUAUAAAAGUGAAUAUAAUAACAAUAAAGCUUCGGGAAUAGACCCUCAAAUGCCCUAACUCUGUCCCAAUGCGCGGCGCACGCUACAGAUCUCUGGCCUGCGCGGGCGCGAGGGGGCGUGGCCUCACGAUGCGCGGUGCAUGAUGCCGCGGCGCAGGCGCAGGCUCGCGUCCCGCAUCCGCCACUACGUGCGCGGCCUGCUCGCGUUCCUCUUCAGCAAUGUGGGCGUUGUAGUGCUGGUUGUGGCUUAUACUAUUGCUGGUGCAUUUAUGUUCCAAGCGAUAGAGGGCGGCAGCGAGAUGAGGCUGGACAAGCAGAUGACGUGCGCCAGAGACAACCUCACGCAGUACCUGUGGCAGAACGUCACGCUAGACCUCAACCUGUUCAACGAGACUGCUGUUAAGGAGAGGAUAGGCACGGAGCUACGUAACUACCAGACUACGAUAGUGCGCGCGGUACACCGCGGCUGGGAUGGCGGCCGGUCCUCGCGACAGUGGAGCUUCUCCUCCUCAUUCCUCUAUUCACUCACUGUCAUCACUACUAUAGGUUACGGUCACCUGUCUCCGAAGACGGACUGGGGCAAGGUGGUGACGAUCCUGUACGCGCUGCUGGGCAUGCCGCUGUUCCUGCUCUACCUUACCAAUGUUGGCGAGCUGUUGGCGCGGUGGUUCAAGUGUAUCUACGCCCUGGUGUGCCUCUGCAGAGGAUGUCCAGGGUUCACCAGGAGACGAGCUGCCAGGUUACGGCUGCAGUACGAGUUAAGUGAAGCGGAGAGUAUCGAGCGGCCGGCGGCGUGGCGACGCGAGGGUGACGUCACGCACAGCCUCUAUGCUGAGAGAUAUGAUGAUCCGAGGGGGUAUGCUAGAAGACCCGACUACCUCCGCAGCAUAUCAAUGCCUUCCCCCCACAUGCACAACGCGCUUCACCCCCGCGUGUCCACACGUCGCGGUGUGUCAGAACCAGUGCAUCAUUCUCCAAGUCCUGAUCCGAGCGACUUCAGCUACGUCACCUUCGAUGCUCAGACCAUCACUGUGCCUAUCAGUGUGUGCGUCGCUAUUAUGGUUGGGUACAUAAUGUUCGGGUCUAUGAUCUUCGGUAUGUGGGAGAAGUGGGACCAGCUCGACGGAGCUUACUUCUGCUUUAUAUCGUUAAGCAGCAUCGGUUUCGGUGACUUCGUGCCGGGCGAGCGAGUGUACACCCCGCGCAUCGAGCCCUCCUUCAUCGUGUGCUCGCUGUACCUCAUGCUCGGCAUGGCGCUGGUCGCCAUGUGCUUCAACCUCAUGCAGGAGCAGGUGAUGCACUACUUCGCGGCUGUCAAACGCGUCGUCAAACGACUCGGCCGCUGCAAGAGGUGACAACCCUAUGUUACUGGGGAAGAAAGAAAAUAUAUUAACUGUACAUAGUAGUAUACGAUAAUAUAAAUACUAUUUAAUGUUAGGUUUUAAUAAAGACUUAUUUGCUGUU
Messenger RNA from Helicoverpa armigera (cotton bollworm), 1807 nucleotides. RefSeq names its product potassium channel subfamily K member 15 (gene sand). NCBI's taxonomy places the organism in Eukaryota, Metazoa, Arthropoda, Insecta, Lepidoptera, Noctuidae. Gene Ontology annotation, biological process: potassium ion transmembrane transport; stabilization of membrane potential. Gene Ontology annotation, molecular function: potassium ion leak channel activity; outward rectifier potassium channel activity. Gene Ontology annotation, cellular component: plasma membrane. The transcript has 11 exons. The record is from RefSeq and is a predicted model, not a curated record. Bases 484 to 1698 code for a protein of 404 amino acids.